Messenger RNA from Drosophila novamexicana, 2074 nucleotides. Its product is annotated as probable isocitrate dehydrogenase [NAD] subunit alpha, mitochondrial. The transcript has a single exon. Gene Ontology annotation, biological process: isocitrate metabolic process; tricarboxylic acid cycle. Gene Ontology annotation, molecular function: isocitrate dehydrogenase (NAD+) activity; NAD binding; magnesium ion binding. Lineage: Eukaryota; Metazoa; Arthropoda; Insecta; Diptera; Drosophilidae. The coding region runs from base 104 to 1876 and encodes 590 amino acids. The record is from RefSeq and is a predicted model, not a curated record. Gene Ontology annotation, cellular component: mitochondrion.
CUAAACAUCCAGAUUACAGUCGUACUCUCUAUACUUGUUAGAAUAUUUGGAAGAUCCUUUGAUAUAUACUUUUUGGAAAGAUCGUUUGCAAAAUUUCUUGGGCAUGUCUCGCAAGUUUUUCACCGUCGCCCUGUUAUGUCGACAGCAGUCGCUCGCCAGCUGUGCGCUCCGUGGACCAGCCGGGAGCUGGUGUGCCGGGGGCGCUUCCGAGGCCCGGAUGUCGGUUAGCCAGCGAAGCGUAACCAUGUUCGCUCGUGAGAGUCGCAGUGAGUCGGUCACGUGUCGUCAUCCGCGUAGACGUCCGCCGGAUGAGAAGCAGCAGCCGGCCAGGCGACGGGUUUGCCCCAUCCGUGUGCGCCGCGGAAGACCGACGAAGCUGGACAACCAAAACCAAAAGCGGGUCCUUAAGGUGAUCGAGGUGCUCGAACCACGUCGGAUCCCACCCCCCCGGCAGCAUUUCAGCACAGAGCCGCUAUUCGUUUCUGUGGGAGCAGGUGAAGACCCCUGCGGAACAAACAAAAAGCCACCAACAGGCCCACGAGGACCAGCAGGUCCAACAGGACCAGCUGGACCAAUGGGACCAGCUGGACCAACAGGACCAACAGGUCCACGAGCACCACCACCACAAGGACCAUCAGGACCAACAGGACCACGAGCACCACCACCAGGACCAUCCGGGUCAGAAAAGGGCAGCAAGCUGCCCGCUGUACGUGGCCCAGCUGGAGGCGACGGUGGCGCCUCCUCAGGCAAGGGCGGAACGUGUGGAAAGGGUGGAAAGGGUGGCAAGGGUGGCAAGGGUGGCAAGGGUGGAAAGGGUGGAAAGGGUGGAAAGGGGGGAAAGGGGGGAAAUGGGGGACAGCCACGCGUCAUAACUUUGAUGCCCGGCGAUGGCAUUGGCCCGGAGAUCUCGCUGGCCGUGCUGGAGGUACUGAAGGCAGUUCAGGCGCCACUCGUAUUUGAGCCAGUCGACGUGACGCCUGUGAUGGACAAAGAGGGCAGGACAUCAAUACCGGAAGCUGUUAUUGAGAGCAUGCAACGCACCAAGCUGGGCCUGAAGGGUCCGCUGAUGACGCCGGUGGGCAAAGGCUUUCGCUCCCUGAAUCUGACACUGCGCGUGCUGUUCAACCUGUACGCGAAUGUGCGUCCGUGCCGCUCGCUGGAGGGCGUGGAGACUGUCUACGGCGACGUGGAUAUCAUAACCAUACGCGAGAACACAGAGGGCGAGUACUCAGGCAUUGAGCAUCAGUUGGUCAACGGGGUCGUGCAGAGCAUCAAGCUCAUCACACGGGCCGCCUCGUUACGCGUCGCCGACUACUGUUUCAAGUAUGCGAUCAUGAUGAAUCGCAAGAAGAUCACCGCGGUGCACAAGCGCUCCAGCAUGCGUAUGUCGGACGGUUUGUUUAUCAACUGUGUGCGCGAAGUGUAUGAGAAAUACAAGGAUCAGCUGAAGAGCAAGGGCAUCGUCUACGAGGAGGCGGCCAUCAGCACGGUCUGUCUCAAGAUUGUGGCCGAUCCCAGGCAGUUCGAUGUGCUCGUCUUGCCCAAUCUCUAUGGCGACAUCUUGUCGGACACAUGCGCCGGUCUCGUUGGCGGCCUGGGCCUGACGCCCUCCGCCAACAUCGGCACCAGCGGCGCCAUUUUCGAGGCUGUUCACGGCACAGCGCCGACCAUAGCUGGCAAGGAUCUGGCCAAUCCGACGGCCCUGCUACUCUCGGCCGCCAUGAUGUUGCGCUACAUCGAUUUGACUCCCUAUGCCGAUAAAAUCGAGCAGGCCGUCCUUAAAACCAUCAAGGUGGACAACGUGCGCACCGUAGACCUGGGCGGCAAGGCCAAGUGUUCCGAAUACACCAAAGCACUCAUAAAGAAUCUCAAGUGAUCCGCUGCACGAAUCGAGUACCCACAAAUCUCUGUGACCGAGAUCCUAGUCGCAUUAGUUAGAAACUAAAUUUGUCAGACGCUUGAUUUUUGAUGUAGGAUAAUUAUUAUACUAAAAGUCGCAUUCGUUUUUAGUAUGCAUUUUAUUCGAUUAAUAUUUAAUUUUUGCAGUUUUAAUGCUUGUAUAAUCAAGGUUUUC